Messenger RNA from Betta splendens (Siamese fighting fish), 9019 nucleotides. It is a transcript of the gene macf1b, whose product is annotated as microtubule actin crosslinking factor 1b. Gene Ontology annotation, cellular component: focal adhesion; hemidesmosome; membrane. Gene Ontology annotation, biological process: intermediate filament cytoskeleton organization; cytoplasmic microtubule organization; wound healing. The record is from RefSeq and is a predicted model, not a curated record. NCBI's taxonomy places the organism in Eukaryota, Metazoa, Chordata, Actinopteri, Anabantiformes, Osphronemidae. Gene Ontology annotation, molecular function: calcium ion binding; microtubule binding; structural molecule activity. The transcript is spliced from 40 exons. Bases 1139 to 7486 code for a protein of 2115 amino acids.
GAGCGAGAGAAUCGGCAGCGAGGCAGCUGUCACUUAACAUGUGAAUGUUUCAAGGGCGGCCCGCGGGGUCUUUAGAAAACUCUUUCUUUUUUUGCCCCCGUCCCAUUUUUCAAGCUGUAGCAGCAUGGAGUUUCUGAGCCACAGUAGGACCCAGAGGAGGGGCUUUGUUGGCUGAGAAGGGGGAGAGGGUGAGCGAUAAAGCCCCGGGAAGGUGACGGAGGCACUUUGCCGCCUAGCUGCCCGGCACAGGAGCAACCUGAGCAGCACAAGCGUCCCCGAGAAUGCCAUCGCCGUGCCACAAUAUGGAUCCAGCACAAUCUGACCUCCGUGUGGAAACUGCUCUUGGCCGGGAGUCGUGGGAGUGCAACUGAGCCGUUGGAAUACAUUGUCUCCAUCCGGGUGCACUAUCCUGUCUGCGGUGGCAUUAACAAGGAAGGAAUUCCUCUAUCGCGGCUCCCACAACAAAGAAGAAAGGGAGAGGAGCAGAGCUGGUGGGAGGAGAGGCGGAAUGAGGGGAGGGGUGCGCUGUGAGGGUAGAGGAGGACAUUGUUUGCCUGUGACUGUGGGCAACGGGAAAGCAUGAGUUAUCAGAGCAUGGGUGAGUGUGCUCAGAAAGUGUGUUUGUAUGUAAGCAAGUGUGAAUGAGCAGGCUUGAUUGAGUGUUUGUUGGAGGGAGGAAGCUUGUGUGUGCGGCGAGCCUUCAGUUUGGGAUGUUGGAGUUGGGAGGCCGUUCAAGGGAUGCUCAGACAAAGCUGGAUUUUUUUUUCUCCUUUCUCUCCUUUUUGAAUGGUAAUUGAGGGCCGGCUGGAUUCCUUUACUCAUGCUGUUGUGCUCAACUGUGUUUCUGGGUAAGUGUGGUUCACGCAAGGCUCAAACCGCCAAAAGUGCCAGUAUCACUGUAAUGGUUUAGACAGAGUUAGACGUAGGUUUUGGACUUUGAUGUCCAACUGUACUAAGAACUGUAGGACUGUAACCGAGGGGAUUAUUCUAUUUGAGUAAAAAGUAGGAGUGUGGCAGGAACAGUCCAAACAGCACCAGUGUGAAUGGAUCAUUCUCAUGUAGCUGAAGGAUCUCCCGCAUGCAUGGCCAGGGGGCCUUACCUCAGCUAUCACCUCAUUAGCCUCUGGGCUGAAGGAUUAUGGGUAACCUCAUCAGCCGACCCAGCUGUCUGGGCCAGAAGUCCAAGCAUGUGAGGUCGGACGAGGACUUCCUAAAGGAGUGCUACCAACGACGAAGAGAGUGGCAACCCCCAGAGCAGCAUGGCGAGGUCAAACAAGAGGAAGCCAUUAAAGACAAGCCCAGGGAGGAUACGGACAAGGGCAGAGAAGUGGAGAAAGAAAAGGAGGCACAGGAAAUCGACUGUAGGAGGGAAGGGGGGACUGUUACUCCCAUUUCAGAUAAACCACUUCGCAGCUCUCCCGCCUCAACGAUCAGGAGCACUAGUACUCUGGAGAAUGCUUGGCACAGCAGCCCCUCGCCAAUGAAAACCUCCCGAAAUGGGACGCUAACAAGGAGAACGGUACCCCCAGACUUUGCCAGAUCCCCCUUGGCUCACUCAGACAAGAGUGCUGCAGAGAGAAGGGCCAGCUUCCAAAGAAGGGACUCCAGAGAGGGAAGUCCCUGGUCUUGGAAGACUGUGGCAUCACGUGAGGUUACAGAGGUGACAGAGGUGACGGAGACGGUUGUAACUGAAAUUGUGGAAGUGACUGAGUAUCCAUCUGGAGACAAAGGAGGGGACCCAAUAGUUACCAGAACCGUUAGAGUCCUAAACGGAGUGGCCGAGGAACUUGCUGAGCUCCAAGGUGAUGGUUACUUAAGCUCUGACCAGGAUUCAAGUCUGGACAGAUGGAGGGGAAAGCCACCUGCCCUGACACUGAGGGAUGUGUCAACGGACUCAGACACCUUCCUCCAAAAUCUGGAAGCCCUGCUCACAUGGGUGUGUGAGAUAGAAGAGCUCACAGCCAAUCAGAAGCCCCCGUCAUCAGAGGUGAAAGUGGUAAAAGCGCAGCUUCAGGAGCAAAAGCUCUUGCAGCGCCUCCUGACAGACCGUCAGCACAGUAUGGACUCUAUGAUGUUGAAUGGCCCUUGCCUCGUAGAGGCUCAAAGUGGAGAAGAGAGGGAACAGGCAAAGGUCAAGUUCUCCGCUCUCAAACAGAAGUGGGAGACCUUGCAGCUGGAGGCAGAGCAGAGGAGGACGAGCCUGGAGCUCAUCCUUCCAAAGGCAAAGCUCUUCCAGGAAGGAGUGGACGGCUUGCAGCAAUGGCUUAUAUCUGUGGAACAGACAUUAGCUAAACUACGCAAUGCUGAGAGAGUGAUGCUACAUCUGUCAGACGCUACAGAUCAGGCCAAGGCUAUUGUUGAAGAAAUUCAAAUCAAAACUACUGAGUUAGGGAAAAUACAGGAAUCGGGUCAGGAUCUAAUGGCAGCUAUUUCUGAAGAAGAAGCCCAGCAGGUGCAGGAGAAAAUGGACGCUCUGCGAAUCCGUUGCUCGGUGCUGAGUCUGAGCAGCCUGGACGUGUCGCAGAGGUUGGAGCAGGCCAUGGAGGCCUCCAGUCGCUGCACCUCCAGCCAGGAGGACCUCCACCUGUGGCUGAGCCGCAUCGAGAGGGAGCUGCUGAGUGCGGCAGGAGCACAGACCCAUGGGGGGGACGCAGGGCUGUGUGCUGCUGAGAGACAGAGGCUGGAACAGGCCGUGGUGAAGGAGGUGUCCUGGUUCAGAGACACAGCGCUGAGUCUUGAAAAGCUAAAAACCAUUCAUCUGGAUCCAGGGAGCAUAGCAGAGCAACUCUAUGAACAGAAGAUUUUGGCCGUGGAGAUUCUUCAGCACAGGUUCAACAUUGAGAAGAUGGUGAAGAUUGCUGAAGUAUUGAUGACAUAUAGCGAUGAGGGAGAAACUGACGAUCUUCGGACCCGAUUAGACAGCUUACAGGAACAGGCCAACACCACCUCAGCCACCAGUUCCCACGUGGUGCUGCAGCUUGAGCACGCUCAGUCGCUGCUUCUCCAGUUCCAGGAGGGCUUUUCUGAGGUUUCACCCUGGCUUGAGGAAACUCAAAGCCUUAUUGGCCAGCUGUCCCUCAACACAAUUAGCUAUGAAGCAUUUCGAGAACAACAGGACCUAUUGCAGGGUCUGAGGGAGUCCAUAGCAGAGCACAGGCCUUUAAUCUCACGCCUUUGCUCUGUGGCAAAACGCUUGUCAGAGCUAAAUCCUAUUCAGGGUGAAAGCUUCUGCCUGAAAGCGACAGAGGCUGAGGAGCAGCAUAGAGCCAUCAGAGACCGGGUCAGAGAGUCAGCCAGUCUACUUGAGGUGUCCUUGCCUCGCUUCACACAGCUGAACGAGAGGAUGAACCUCAUCAGAGAGAAUCUGGACCGCCUGCGAGGUCGUAUACAGACUCCAACCUCACUUCAAGGCCUGACCCCAAGGAUCCAGGAGCAGCUGCAGGACAAUAAGCACAGCCUGGCUGAGCUGUCCAAGCUGGAGCUGGGCCUCAGCAGCAUUAAAACACAGGCAGAUGAGCUCCUGGCCAACACUCCAGCAUCCGGUGACGGAUCCAUUGGCGCAGCUAUCCAGGAGCAGGUGUCCAGCCUGUCCCAGAUGUGGGAUGAGACGCACACUCAGGCCAAGGAGAGGGAAAGCUGGCUGCUCAAACUCCUGGAUCUGUCUGUGAAGUUCUGGAGUGAUGUCAGCGAUGUCACGGCUGCUCUCAGUGAAGCUCAGCAGGCAGUUUUAGAUCUCAAUGCUAGCAGGACAGACUCUGAAACCAUCCGCCAGAGCCUGGAAACCAUGCAGACUCUCAGGGAAGAUAUUGACAGUUUUCAGGGAGACCUGGACACUCUUGGAGUUUUGGGAAUGGACCUUAUGUCAGCUUGUGGAGAUACGGACAAACCAGACGUAACAAAGAGCCUGGAUGAACUCUAUUGCACAUGGAACAACUUGAGCAAGCUCUGGAACGAAUGCCACAAAAAGCUGGAGGAGUCCUUGCAGGUGUCAUUACACUAUCAAGACACUAUGCAGGGUCUUUUUGAGUGGUUGAAGUCUGCUGAGUUGAGGUCUACUGAGGAAUUCAUGGUAGAAACUGACCUGGAAUCAGUAAAACAGCAGCUAUGUGAUCUCAAGGAAUUUAAGAGAGAACUUUACCAGAAGAAGAUUGAGAUAGAAAGCCUCAACCACCGCUUUGUGUGCCGGCUUUCUCCAGGUUCGGAGCGUCCAGGCUCAGUCUCACCGCUGUGUGACUUCAGACAGCGCUGGGACAACCUGGAGUCAGAGACUGUAAACAGACAGCAUCAGCUGGAGUGUGCUCUUCUAGGUCUGGGUCAGUUCCAAAACACACUGGAUGAGAUGCACACAUGGCUGUCACGUACGGCUGAACAGCUGCAGGGCAGCCAGCCUAUAAGCAUCGACCUACAGACCUGUGAAAUAGAACUGGCCAAACACAAGGUCUUGCGUAAUGAUGUCAUGUCCCACGCUCGUACAAUGGAGUCCCUUCACCAGGCAGGCAGGGGGCUGCUGGAGACUGGGUCCGGAGACAGUCCGCACGGUCUGCAGUCUCGACUAGAGCAACUGAAUGAAAGCUGGGAGUUUGUCCGCUGUGAGACAGAGCGCAGGCAGUUGGAGCUAGAGAACAGGCUUAGUCAGGUUCAGGAUGUCACAAUGGAGCUACAGGAUCUUCUGCAGUGGCUGGAAAACACAGAGCUGAGGUUAUCCUCCUCCAAGACCAUGUGGGGGAUGCCAGACUCCACCAGUGACAAGCUCAGUGCACACUUGGAAUUAUGCAGUGAGAUGGAGUCCAAGCUCCACAGCUACACAGAUGUGAGGAAUGCCAUCCACAGAAUGCUGGAGAGCAGUGAAGUAGUGCGGGGAUCGAGCACCGAACACAACAUGUACAUCCUGGAGCUGAAAUGGGCGUCUGUUUACAGUAAAGUCCAGGAGCGAAAGGCUAAGCUUACUGAGGGACUGAGUCUGGCCAAGGAGUUCCACAGCAGUGUUCAGGAGCUUCUCACGAAGAUGAGCAGAUGUGAAGACUCCAUUGGGCUCCUUCCGGCUCCCAGUUUCGUUCUGGAUGCAGUCAGUGCUCAGCUGCAGGACCACAGGGCGCUUGUGAACGAGGUGAACGGGUACGGUGAGAAGAAGACCACGGUGGAGAACAUGGGCUGCAGGCUGACCGAGCUGAGCAGGAAGGAGGACCGCGAUGUGGUCCACAACCUCAUCAUGACUGUCCAGGACCGCUACAAAAAGCUGCAGCAGUGUGCUUCAGAGCGAGGCAGAGCGCUGGAGGACGUCAGAAAGCACGCGAAGCAGUUUAAUGAGUCCUGGUGCCUGCUAGUGGACUGGAUGGCCGAAGUGGAGCAGACAUUAGACACACAUAAAGAGAUCGCUGUGUCCCACGAGGAGAUUAAACAACAGCUGACUGAGCAAAAGGUGUUCCAGAAACUGCUCAGGUCCAAGAGGCCCAUGUACGAGGCCACGCUGAAGAGUGGCCGCGGCCUCCACGAGAAGGCUCGAAGCAGCCACGACAGACAACAUCUGGAAAACCUCCUGGCUGAACUCAAAGACACGUGGGACACCAUCAGUGGCAAAUCUGUAGAGAGGCAGCACAAGCUGGAGGAGGCUCUUCUGUUUUCAGGCAGAUUCACAGAUGCUCUGCAGGCACUGAAUGACUGGCUGUACAGAGCGGAGCCCCAACUGGCUGAGGAUGUUCCUGUGGGUGGAGACAAAGACAUGGUUAACAACCUGAUAGACAAACACAAGGCUUUCCAGAAGGAGCUGGGGAAGCGCGCUGGAUGCAUAAGGACUCUGAGGCGCUCCGUGAGGGACCUGACCAGGAGCAGCACAGCUGACGCCCACUGGCUGCAGGAGCAGAUGGGUGAACUGGAGAGUCGCUGGGAGGCUGUGUGCAAACUGUCAGUCAGCAAGCAGGACAGGCUGGAAGCUGCACUACAGCAGGCGGAGAAAUUUGAUGGCCUUGUCCACUCGUUCAUGGAGCGGCUCACUGAAGCAGAGAGAAUUUUGAAAUACGGCAUCAUACCAGAGGAGGAGGACGCUUUGCUCGUCUUCCGCAAACAACACAAGGAAUCAAUGAGCCUGUUGCAGGCUCAGGCAGCGGACUUAGAGAACAUCCAGUGUCUGGGUGAGGAGAUCCUAGCUUCCUGUCACCCAGACUCCAUAAUCACCCUCAAAUCCUGGAUGAGUGUCACAAAGACCCGUUAUGAGGAGGUUCAGACCUGGGCCCAGCAGCAGGGGCAGAGAAUCCAGACAAGCCUGGCAGCAAUAGAUGCCGAAAAACAGGAAGUUCAGAGGCUUCUGGACUGGAUCUCAUCAGCGGAGGAAUCUCUUAACCUCAGAGAUCAAGAGCCUCUGCCCGAGACUACGGAGCGAAACCAAGAACUCAUUGAACAGCAUGCAGUGUUCAUGGAGGAGCUGAAUAAAAAGUUCCCAGAGGUUGAAAAUGCUACAAAAUCCUGUAAACACAAGAGCACGUCUAAACAAGUUUCUCCACGCAAACGGCCCCUCACAAAGAGGAGAAGUACUCAGAAGCUCCAACCCUCUGUACCUGUUCCCCUGGAGCACCUUGACCCCCAGACGCCACAGCUCAAUCAGCUGGUCAGUCAGUGGCAGAAACUUUGGCUCCUGGCCAUAACGAGACAAAACCAUCUGGAGCAGCAGCAGCAAAUGCUCAAUGAGAUGGAGGAAUUUGCCAACUUUGACUUUAAUAUUUGGCGAAAGCGUUACAUCCAGUGGAUCAGUCACUUGAAAUCACGCAUCUUAGAUGUGUUUCGGAGCAUCGACAGGGAUCAGGACGGACGCAUCACCCAGAAGGAGCUAAUCGAUUACGUCCUGGCCUCCAAAUUUCCUACCAACUCCCUGGAAAUGAAUGCAGUGGCAAGCAUCUUCGACAUGAACAGUGACGGCUUCAUCGACUACUAUGAGUUCGUGAGCACCCUCCACCCCAGCAGGGAUCCGUACAGGAAAACACUGGACGCAGACCAGAUCAACGAGGAGGUGAGCCGCCAAGUGUCACAGUGCAACUGUCCCAAGAGGUUCCAAGUGGAGCAAAUAAGCGCCAACAGAUACAGGUUUGGAGAUUCCCAACAGCUGCGGAUGGUUCGUAUCCUGCGUAGCACGCUGAUGGUCAGAGUGGGAGGCGGCUGGACAGCUCUAGAUGAGUUCUUGGUCAAGAACGAUCCCUGCAGAGUAAAAGGUCGGACCAACCUGAAGAUCAAGGAGAAGUAUUUGUCUCCUGCAGGAAGCACUUCCAAGGGUUUGACUGUCAGCAGGUCCAACUCGAGCCUCAGCCUCUACAGCAGCGCCUCUGCUCCCACGAGCCCCAUGACACGCAAGGCUUUACUUCGCAGAAGUUUCUCAGGUGACCGCUGCGUACGUCCCAGGAGCUCCAUCGCUGCUUUGGGGUCUGAUCUCCACUUUGCCACGACCGGGGAGGACAACUUUCCUUCACCGUCAGAUGAAGCCGAGAGGUUGCCCACAUGAUUACCUCAGCCUCUGACCCCCAUGUGUAUCCUGCGGUGCUGGGGCCAAACACGGCCUUGGGGCCCAGUCAUCAAGCCAGGAGCAGAAAGAAUAAAAGUUGCAUGUCUACAUCGGACACAGGCAAAAUAGAGCGGAGGAGGUCACUAGAGGUGAAGCUAAAGUGCUUUAAGAAACAAAGACGAUUAAGUGUGGACAUUGAUGAUGUCAAUCCAGAUGCCUCUGUUGCAUUUCAUAUAGUAGCAUCCGACUGAGUAGACAGAAGGAAUUAAGACGUUCUGCAUGGAUACUUAUUGCAUGACAGCCAGAGCCUUGCUUACGCCAGAUUUCCUUAUCUGGCUUGUUGUUUUUUGUGGCUGUGCAGCACUAAGAGCCACAGAGUGGGGCUCUGGUGGUGCGUUUAGACCAUCGGGUACAUGAAGCUGUCGGGCCCCAUUGAACAUCCAAAUAUAUAUAUGUAUACCAAAAGCCUGACUGUGAGAAGGGUGCCACAUGCUGACCUUUGUCGUUGUUAUACAGAUUUUUGCUUCAUGCCAUGAAGGUGACAUGGCUGGCACGCCCACGCUGCUUUUGUCUUUGUCUUUUUCGACGCCAUGUUUUAAAAUAAUUAUGUAUUUUUACGGUUCUUUGCUGUAAAGACUUUUGAAACACUGGAGAUUCCAUAACGGACAAUGCACUGACGUACAGUACAACAGGUCAUUGUUGAUUUGUAGAGAUUAUUUUCUCAGGAUUGGUUUUGCAUUUGGAUGUAAAUGUAUUUCUAUGGAACAUUACUGUGAAGAUGUAGACGAGUUUUCCUUAUGACACUGUACUUCCUAGAAACGCUUUUUUUAGCACGUUGUGUUUCAUAAAAAGCACUUUUUUCUGUGUCCAGUUACAGCAGAUAUACACCAGCUUGUUGCCACAAUGAGGCCAAUUCAUACUGAAACACAAUCUAUAAUUUUAGUUUGACACACAAAAUAACUAUUUCAUAUUGUUUUGCAUAUAAUCAAAGAAGGGUUUGUGUUUAGAUUUUUGGCUUCUGACUCAUUAUAGCCUGGAUUCUGGUUGUCUUCUAUUACUCUACAUGUACAGUAAGAUCUGUUUCCUCGUGAUCCUGAAGGCAUCGCGAGGCUUCAUUUGGAAGAGCAAGAAGCCCCACCAUCAGCGACCACACAGGCUAUGCAGCGCAGCACAGUGGCAGUACAACACAUGAACCGUGAAGGCAUCAGACUAUGUUAUCAACCAUGUUUAUUCACUCUUUUUCCCAACAGAGAUUGUAGCUUGUACAGUUUCUAAGCGAUGAAGUACAGUUUCCUCUUGGCCUUAGUCUUUUGGUGUUAGAGGAAGGUUGACGCUUUACUGUUUACUGUAAUUACAAUAUCCAGAGUUCACUUCUAUAGCUAUGCACCCUAAUCCUGCUGUGUUGUAUAUAUUUCAAUGCCCAGCACUUGUUCCAACUAAUGCUUAAUUCAGUUAAACUGUAGAGGAAUGUCACUCGUUAUUUUACGUCCACUUAUCUUUUUGUAAUAAAAAUAAAAACAUUUGCUACGAUCA